CUGAUCUGGGAGACGAGUUUCUACAGGAAUGGCACUGAGGAUGGAUUGGAAAGCACAGGGAAAGGAAGAUCCCCUAAAGAGGGGAGCUCCUGCUUCGUGCCCUACAGCCAGAAGAGGGUUAACAAGGCACACAGCUCCUGUGCAGGCAGCGUGUGUACUUGGCAGUGAGAGAUGUGCUACAGUGUGAGAGGAGGAGUGGAGCAGCUCUCGGCUCUGUUUGCUGCCUGUCACUGACCUCACAUCUCCGGAGCUGGUGUCCUGUUCACAGCAAAGGGUCCCCUCCUCCUGAGCCCGUAUCCUGCCUCUCUGGAUGGGGAUCUUCCCUUCGCAUGGUGGCGUCUGACUCUGGCUGCUGCUGUGAGAUGCUGGUGCUGGCUGGCUGAUGAAUGAGUGCCCCUCCAAGCAGAGCCAGCUCCACGCCGCUCCAUACUUGCUUCGUCUCUUGAGAAGACCACAGCUGAGUUUCCCAGCACAGCCCCAGGAGGUUUUUUCCUGAACCAACAUUAGGCAAAGAGGACAGAAAGCAAAGGAAAAAAAAAAAAAAAAAAAAAAAAACCUGAAAGUGAGCCAAGCUGUUGCAAGCAACCCUUGUCUUGGUGCUAAACCUACUGCUUUGUGAGAGGGGACGGGGAGGGACCUUGUUUUGCAGAGGGGAAGGACAAAAGAAACUUGAAACUGGCUUCCCUUGUGGCAUGUCUGUCCUGAGCACCCCUGCCUGUUAAAUGAAAGCACCUGAGCACCGGGAGGCUUCCUGCGUGAGAGGGAGGGCGAGAGCUGGACUGCGGGAGCGAGGGGAAGGGUGAGCUGUGGUUUUUGUGGUGUGGUUUACACAGAGAUCAGAGCUAGCGUGCCUGGGGGUGGGAGCAGGAGGAGAAAGGGCAUCUGAUGCCAGCCGCCAACAUGACAGAAACCCUGCAGCUCCCUGCACUGCAAGUCCCAGAGCAGCAGGUGGUGGAGGGCGGCCGUGCCUGGUCCAGUUCGUCCACCCCCACCCUGCGCAGGAAGCGCUUCAAGAUGAGGCGGAUGAAGAAUGUGCAGGAGCAGAGCCUGGAGGCCAGCAGGUAUCAGGAUUCUCCUUCCUCCAGCAAGGAAUACCUGCAGCUCCCCUCCAUUGAGAUCACCCCGUCCAGUGACGAGGACACCCCCUGGUCCAACUGCUCCACACCCAGUGCCUCCCCGCGGCGCAAGCGCUUCCUCCUCCGGAGGUGGCUGCGUGUGAGAGAGAAGAAGGAGUACAGUGAGAGCAGCAGUCAGCAGAGCAGCCAGCAAAGCAGCCACGAUGAUGACUCGUCUCGGUUCCUGAGCCCUCACAUGCGUGACGACAGUACUGCCAGUAACUCAAACCGCAGCACGCCUGCCUGCUCCCCCAUCCUGCGCAAACGCUCUCGGUCCCCGACACCGCAGGACUCCCAAGGAGACACCAUGGUGGAAAAAGGCUCAGAUCACUCAUCAGACAAAUCCCCUUCCACGCCGGAGCAGGGUGUACAGCGGAGCUGUUCCUCUCAGUCAGGCCGCAGUGGGGCCAAGAACUCCAAGUCACACAAGCGCCUCUCCAAAAAAAGCCAGAGUUGGUAUAAUGCACUCUGUUAUUUGCAGGUGUUGAGUCCAACCUACAAACAACGGAAUGAAGAUUUCAGGAAACUCUUCAAGCAUCUUCCCGACACGGAGCGUCUCAUUGUAGAUUACUCAUGUGCACUACAAAGAGACAUUCUCCUGCAGGGCCGCCUCUACCUCUCUGAAAACUGGAUCUGCUUUUACAGCAACAUCUUCCGCUGGGAGACAUUGCUGACAGUUCGCUUGAAGGAUAUCUGCUCGAUGACCAAGGAAAAAACAGCACGGCUCAUUCCUAAUGCCAUCCAAGUUUGCACUGACACUGAAAAGCACUUUUUUACUUCCUUUGGGGCUCGAGACAGGACAUACAUGAUGAUGUUCAGACUCUGGCAGAACGCUCUCCUUGACAAGCCUCUCUGUCCGAAAGAGCUCUGGCACUUUGUCCACCAGUGUUAUGGGAACGAGCUAGGUCUGACCAGCGAUGAUGAAGAUUACGUGCCUCCUGAUGAUGACUUCAACACAAUGGGCUGUAGCUGUACUGAGAGGGGUAAACAUAAAAACCUGUGUUCUCUGUGGCGUCUCAGCUACUGUGAAGAAAUCCCUGUGGAAGAGAAUGAAGUCAAUGACAGCUCCUCAAAGAGCAGCAUGGAGGCCAAGCCAGAAGCUAGCCCUCAGCUGCCAAAGAAAUCUGUCACUGCCAGCACAUUGACAUCUACAGGAAGCAGCGAAGCACCAGCCUCGUUUGAUGGGGUGCUACCAGAAGAGGAGGAGGCAGUAGCAGAGAGUCCUGUGGAAAAAGACCUCGGCAUUGCAAAUAUCAUGGGAGAGAAGAUAGAGAUCAUUGCUCCUGUGAACUCCCCUUCCUUGGACUUCAAUGACAAUGAAGACAUUCCCACGGAGCUCAGCGACUCGUCUGAGACCCAUGAUGAAGGUGAAGUCCAGGCCUUUUACGAGGAUUUGAAUGGCCGUCAGUACGUGAACGAAGUGUUCAACUUCAGCGUGGACAAGCUGUACGACUUGCUUUUCACGGACUCUCAGUUCCAGAGGGACUUCAUGGAACAGCGUCGGUUCUCUGAUAUUAUCUUUCAUCCCUGGAAGAAGGAAGAAAAUGGCAAUCAGACCAGAGUGAUCCUUUAUACCAUUACACUCACCAACCCUUUGGCCCCCAAAACUGCCACUGUCACUGAGACGCAGACAAUGUACAAAGCCAGCCAAGAAAGCGAGUGCUAUGUCAUAGAUGCAGAGGUGCUAACUCACGACGUCCCUUACCACGAUUAUUUCUACACCAUUAACCGCUACACGUUGACUCGUGUUGCCAGAAACAAAAGCCGACUCAGGGUUUCCACAGAACUACGUUACAGAAAACAGCCGUGGGGGCUGGUGAAGUCCUUCAUCGAGAAAAAUUUCUGGAGCGGCCUAGAAGAUUAUUUCCGUCAUUUGGAAAGUGAACUGACCAAAACCGAGAGCACAUACCUGGCUGAGGUCCACCGACAAUCCCCCAAAGAGAAAGUGAGCAAGCAAUCAACCGUCCGCCGGCGGAAACGGGCUCAUGCCCACCUGCGGGUGCCACACUUGGAGGAGGUGCUGAGUCCCGUCACCACCCCCACGGACGAGGAGGUUGCUCACCGAAUCAAGCAUGUGGCAGGUUCCACUCAGACACGGCACAUCCCUGAGGAGAGCCCAAGUGGCUUCCACCUGCAGAGUGUCUCCAAGCUGCUCCUCGUCAUCAGUUUUGUGAUCUGUUUCAGUCUGGUGUUGCUGGUCAUUCUCAAUAUGAUGCUGUUCUACAAACUCUGGAUGUUGGAGUACACUACCCAGACACUCACAGCAUGGCAGGGCUUGCGGCUCCAGGAGAGGUUACCCCAAUCUCAGACAGAAUGGGCCCAGUUACUAGAAUCGCAGCAGAAGUAUCAUGACUCAGAGCUACAAAAAUGGCGCGAGAUCAUCAAAUCCUCCGUGAUGCUUCUAGACCAGAUGAAGGAUUCACUAAUAAAUCUCCAGAAUGGCAUCGGGUCCCGGGACUUCGGGUCAGAUCCAGAAGAGAAACGGAAACGUUUCCACUAACAGGCAGGAAUGCAGGAGGCCAGAGGACGGUGUGCAAUAUGUGUAAAUAGGAUAUAUAAAUAUAUAUAUAAAUAUAUAUAUAUACAGAAUAUAAAUAUAUAUAUUAUAUACAGAUUUUAAGAGAAAAAAAAAAAGCCUACGUAUCGCGAGGAAGGACUGACCUCCAAACACUGGUUGAAAUGGAGCGUCUCGGUGGUAGUGUGGGGUGUGCGUGUGUGCGCGUGUGGGAGGGCUGUGCUCUCCUGGCACUGAGGUGCGCUUAGGGAUGCACCCUGUGUGCUACCCUGGGCUUUUGCACCACUCUUCUGUAAUACUCCUGGCUGUCUGUUCGUCUGUCUGUCUGUUUUGUUUUCGUUGUUUCAAAGGGAAGCAUCAGAGUGAAUGCCCCUCCCCUCCCUGCGCAUGAAGGUCCCUGACUGACUCUGUGUAUCUACACGUAUAAAGGGAACACUGUCAACUUUCUUACCUUGCUGGCUUCAGGACAGAGAGGUCUUGGCAAUCACCACCUAUUCCUCACAAAACUACUCCCCGUUUGGAGAGGAGGCCUCCAGAGGAAUUGCUCUAGGUCUGUGGAGAGCAGGUCUCACUGGCAAUCAUCUUUAUGUCUCCUGGAGCAGAAAUGCAAUUUGCUGUCGUGCUGGCCAGCCUGGUUCAGAGAGCAAAGCACAGAAUGUAAAUAAGCCUGAAAAGCUUUCUCCAAACACCUAGUUUGCCUCCUCCUGUUAUUGAUACUGCAUUAAUUGCCAAGGAGAUGGUGGCAAGGGGGAGGAUCUGCCCACAUGGUGCUCAGAUGGAGGAGAGCCACGCUGCAGAAAGCACACGUCCAUCUGUUUUGACAGUGUCCCCUUUACAUUUUCUGUGGUUCUCUGCUUUCUGUGUGCUUGGGCCCCUGCCAUUAAGCCAUCCCUGUGCUGAAGAUCUACAUCGGUGCUGAUAAGGGCUGUCUGUGUGACUUCUCACAACAGGGGGAGUGCCCCAACUUAAAAAACAAAAUCAAAAUGAGUAUUUCUAUGCGAGCCCUCCUUUCUGCCUAACCACGUGCUAUUAGCACAGCGUGGAGUGGAAAAGCUAAGGGAACUUAGCAGAACCGCUCCGGCCAUCCUGCUCAGCAAAUUUACCUCUUGCCCCUAGUCUGAGACCACUUUGCUCGUACCUCUUAGCCCUCACCUUUACUUUUAAUCCAUGUGGGAAAACACUAGGUAGAAAAGAAAAAAAAAUCCUUUCCUUUAACAAUGCCAACAAAAGGAUACCUUCGCUUUGGAUCCUUACUUGACCGAAAGCUAGAGCAGCAAGGCCUCCAUCAGUCCCGUAGAGGUUAGGAAGGGUCCCAGGGACCAAAAAAGAAAAGAAAAAAGGGACUAAAGAGGGACUGAUGGGGGGGGUGCAGGACAGACUGGGGGAUGUCCACACUGUAAGGCAUCUGACUGGGCUCUCUCCUAAGCUGCACAGCAACACAUCUGCUCUCUAACAAGUCAGGUGGUAGAGCUGCAUUGAAGACAUGGUGUGUUUUUACUACUUCUGGGGGGAUAAUUCCAGAUUCCCUUUAGCAGCCAGAUGAGAAAGAAGGGCAGAGAGGCUGUGAUUUGCAGUGUACCAAAAGCCACUGUGAGUGGGUGAGAUGCAGGGUGCUCAAGUGGGUGAUUAAUAAAUGCCUGCUCAUCUUACCUGGCUAGGUAGAUCAGGUGGUAUGUGAGAUGCUCAGUCUCCACCGUUGCUCAACACCAAGAUUUUUCCACCUUCUAAAUGGCAGGAAGGAGUCAGCCGUAUAAUCCCCGUAUGCAGAUGGUGCGGUUCUAGCUCGUCCGCUGUCUCUUGCUCUCAUUGGCACUGAAAGAGCAGGGGACAUAAGGGUGAGCAACUGGUUUAUGUAUCUGGAUCAGAAACACUGAUCCAGACAGCUGGGGAAAAAAACAAGUCUAAGGAAAACGCUUACAAGGACCCACAGCCCAACCAGGGAAAGGUACCGCUGGUAGAAGUAACCCACUGAUUUCUCCCAGCCUGCCUAAGAUUUUCAUGACCAAAUUCUAAACAUGUCCCACAGAUGAAGACUCACAGUUGAAGGAGUGUGGAUGAAGGCAGGUUACUGAACGCACAUUAAAGGGUGUGAAAGGUACAAUUGGCAAAAAUAUGCCUCGGAAGCUAGAGAAUAACUCGUAUUUAUGUCUGUCUGUUUGAUUUCAUGCUGCUGACUACUGCGCUGCUCCCUGGCUUUUUCCAGGGAGGCUGCUGAAAUGCCUACUGUACGAUGAAUCUGAGCUGCUAGUAACCUGAAAGGGUAUUCUGCUGCUCUCAUCUUGGGACCAAAGGGCCCCAGCUCCGUCCCCACUGUCGACUUGCCACACUGGCUAAGAGUCCCAUUUUCCCAUUUGUUACUCCCACAGUUGCUAAGCACAGAAACAUGCCUUGCUGCCCAUCUUCCCCUUUUUCAAAAAUUCAUUUCAGAGAGAAG
Oxyura jamaicensis (ruddy duck) is the source of this 6064-nucleotide messenger RNA. It is a transcript of the gene GRAMD1B, whose product is annotated as GRAM domain containing 1B. NCBI's taxonomy places the organism in Eukaryota, Metazoa, Chordata, Aves, Anseriformes, Anatidae. The transcript is spliced from 23 exons. The coding region runs from base 886 to 3615 and encodes 909 amino acids. Gene Ontology annotation, cellular component: endoplasmic reticulum membrane; plasma membrane; endoplasmic reticulum-plasma membrane contact site. Gene Ontology annotation, biological process: intracellular sterol transport. The record is from RefSeq and is a predicted model, not a curated record. Gene Ontology annotation, molecular function: sterol transfer activity; sterol binding.